Molecule: messenger RNA, 2153 nt
Organism: Lobosporangium transversale
Lineage: Eukaryota; Fungi; Mortierellomycota; Mortierellomycetes; Mortierellales; Mortierellaceae
Product: Rec8 like protein-domain-containing protein
Exons: 2
Coding region: 29-2026 (665 amino acids)
Biological process (GO): replication-born double-strand break repair via sister chromatid exchange; synaptonemal complex assembly; mitotic sister chromatid cohesion
Cellular component (GO): synaptonemal complex; cohesin complex
Molecular function (GO): chromatin binding; protein binding
Source: RefSeq, a predicted model, not a curated record
UUUUUUUUCCUCUUCUACAGAAGCAAACAUGUUCUAUUCAGAGGCCAUCCUCUCCAAGAAAGGGCCUCUUGCCAAAGUUUGGCUUGCUGCUCAUUGGGAACGUAAAUUAACCAAGAACCAAACUCUUCAGACAGACAUCAAUAACUCAGUUGAUGCUAUUAUGGGGAGCGACCAGGCACCUAUGGCACUUCGUCUCUCGGGUCAACUACUGCUUGGUGUUACAAAGAUUUAUUCACGCAAGACAAAAUACCUUCUUGAGGACUGUAAUGAGGCCUUGGUCAAAAUCAAAGUAUCUUUCAAGUCCGAUGCCCUCAACGGUGAUGGUAACUUACUGAUGCUCGAUGGCAACACCUUGGAUAUCACUGGAGAUCAUUCUAAGGCCACAGCAGCAGCAUUUAAUGCUAUUACGGUCCCUGACGCCAUGACAGAAUUUGACUUGUUGCUCCCAGCCCAAACUAUUGAUAUUGGUGCCUGGGGCUUGAAUGACAAGAUGAACAAUCUCUCAGGCCUUCGGGAUAUCACCCUUGAGGGAAGCAAUGAGGACAACUUACUCACUGGCAACUACCACUUGUUUGAUCAUGGACAUCGCCACGGAUUAGAUAUUGAAGUAGGAAGGAACCAGAUGAAUCGAAAUGGAGGUCGUGGAUAUGACGCCAUGGAUUUUGACCUCGGAGGCGUAGAUGAUACCCUGGACUUGGAUAUGUUGGGUGAUGCUGAAGAUUUUGAUUUCUUGAAGCGACCUCAUGGUCACAAUGAUCUUGAGAUUGAAGUAGGCCGUGAUGCAGCUGUGACGCGUCGUUCUGCCAGUGUGGAUCCAUUUGGUAUGCUCCCCUCCGUCGAUAAGGGGCUACGCCUUGGAGAAGACUCUGAAGACGGCCGUGCACCUAGUGUUCAUGGUUCGGUCCACGACUUGCCCGCGCUCGAUGACUUUAUACCAGCGCCGGAUGGUGUCCGCGGGCCUGUCAACUUUGAAAUUGCAAAGGGUACAGGGCAUGAUCAGCUGCAAAACCAACAGCCAAAGGAGGCUAUUGUUAAAAAGCGUAAGCUAAUUGUUGAUGAAGAGACCGAGAUGUCUCAGGAACUUUUAAUGGGCACAAAUGCAGACUUGGUGGCGGAUGGAUUAUUGACGACACAUGAAAUGCUUCCCCGAUCUCGAAAGCUGCUGCGACUACAACAAAUUCAACAAGAUGCUGCUCAUGGUGGUCUCGCAGGCUAUCUUUUGGACUGCACUGCUGGUCCUCGCGUGAUGGGAAGCGCUUUGGUUCCUGAGCUGGCGAGUAUGUUUUCGAGACGACUUCAAAUUGUUCCAACUGAGACACCGGUAGAGGAUCGCCCUGUGGCUGACGCCCAAGCCGAAAGCUCCAUGUGGCAGCAAGAUCAGGUUGAAAGUUGGGUAGACCAAGUGCAGGAUAAUGAACUUGAUUUCGGUGUUCACCAGACAUCACCGCCUCCAGCAGAUAUUUUCGACGAAGGCUUUCAACUGGAUUCCCCACAAAAGGAUAUACAGGCACAGGCGCAGGCUACUGAAGCCGAUGCUCAUUCCGAACUCGCUCCUACGAAGACUUCGUUGUUUGAGGAGAUGGAAGAGACAGCUGCACCAGUAGCCACGACAAAGCAACUACUUGGAACAGUGUUUUCGACGUCGACUAUUCAGACCAUGCGACUCGUUCAACAAGGUAUUGAAUCAAAGAAGAACCAAGAUCAAGGUGGCGAGGUUAGUAGCGAGAUCAGCGCCCGUACGACGCGUACAUCCAGUGUGGCAACAGCUAGCUCUAGUUUGAAUAAGAAUAACUCCACACGAGUGACAUUCUCAGAGCUGAUGGCAGGGCCCAACAAGAGUCAACAAAAGCGGAGCAGAGCUGAUGCGGCCAAACUCUUCUUUGAGCUGCUGGUACUGUCAACCAAGGAUGUUGUAAAAGUGAAGCAGGAGAAGAGCUUUGGAGAGAUUGCAAUCGGAGGCAGUCCCUGGUUAGAGACUCUGGUGGAGGCAGACGCCAACACAGCCGAAAUUGAGGCACAGGCAUAAAACAAAGAAACAAAAGGCCGUCGAUCAUUUUACUCUAUUAUUAUUAUAUUUUUUUAUCGUUAUUAUUAUUAUUCACUUCUCUUGUUGAUAUUCCAAUGUCUUUUUCAAAUAAAAAAAUCCAAUGACU